AUGGACUUCAUCGGCUUGCAGAUGUUGGUGACGCUGCGGCAGCCUGAGGGCACUAUGCUCAAAGGCACGGUCAGCGAGAUAGAGCCUGGCGUGAGCCUCACUCUGGCCAACGGCAAGGCCGUGAUCGACGCCGCCAACAUCGUCGACGUUUCCGAGUACAAAGACGAUGUUACGCCCAAUACAUUCACUGCGCCAGGCAUCAGUCCUGUUCCCGCCCCUGUCGUGGCCCAGCCGGCGCAACCUGCGUUCGUUGACCCCGCGAUUCUCAGUAUGGGAAACCGCCCUGGAUCGGGUGCCAUAAGCGGAAGCGAUAAUCAACCACUCCCCGAAGUAAUACCUCAACCGACUGUGGCCGCCCCGAGAGGUCCUCAGCUCGGACAGCCAGGCGUCCUGCCCGCGGUGCACCUUGCUGUAGGACGAGGACACGAUGAUGCGGCCCUGAGCCUUAGCGAAUCUCUGCAGGAGCUUCACGUAGACGAGCUAACGCCUACUGCUGCAAGACAUUACGCCGCUGAUAAUGGCGUGGGCGCGCAAGGUGCGCACGAAGCAGCAGGUCCGUCGCAGAAAAAGAAGAAUAAGCGAAAGGAGAGAUCCAAGAUCCCGAAGAAUGGAGUCUCAGGAGAGCAUGCGCAAGAGAGCACACCAACUCGUGGAAACCCCUCUGCUCGUGGAAAGGGCUGGAGGCAGACGCCUAUCUUGCAAAGCUCGCCCUCGUUCCAACCAUUCAACUCCUUGAAGCGAGGAGUGAAGGGCAAGAAGGACCUCCCCGAAAACGGUUGGGCGUCCGAAGAUGUCACGGAAGAGAUGGGGGAAUUUGACUUUGAGGGCAGUCUGGCCAAGUUCGACAAGCGCACCAUAUUCGAUCAGAUGCGUAAGGAAGACCUGGUCGAUGAGGCGGACCGCUUGGUAACGCACAACCGGAAGCCGAAACCAGGAACUGCAGGAGGAAAGAACUUUCACCACAGUGAGAACGUUCUCGAUAUGCCCGCCAACACUUCCAGGGCAAGUCAGGACUUUUGGAACAGCGAGGCCGACGACGCCGUGAACGGUGCUGAUCGAUUGAGUGGUCGUGAUGUCCGCAGCGCCCAGAGUAGUCGGAGGGCAGACAGCAAACCAGGGGCUGCAAGAAGGUCGCAAUCUCGCAAAGCGAGCACGCAGCUCACAAGCCAGCCCCUGAAUCGCGGCAAUUCCAGCCAAGGUACCCAGCCUGGCUUCUAUCUCUUGCCAUCCAACCGGCGCUUAGAAACGGUGUCUGCCCUUCAAAUGCUGAACCUCGAAAAUAUUGCGGCUAAUGAAGUCGGACUGACUGAAGACAUGAUGACCGAGAACGCAGGGCGGGGCAUCGCGGAGGUGACUAUGAAGGCGCUUGAAGAUCCAGCCAUCCAGGUUCGGCUGGGCACUGGCGGUGCUAAUGCUCAAGCCGACAACCCAGUCGCCGCUGCUACUGUUGUCAUACUUGCUGGCAACAACAAGUCUGGCAUCAGGGCGAUUGCAGCAGCCCGUCACCUGCGGAACAAGGCUCUCAAUAUUCUUGUGUGCGUCGUUGGUAUUGAGCGGGAGCGGGACCUGCUCGAAGAUAUGCGACAGCAGAUUCGGAUUUUCAAGAACUUCGGCGGUCGCGUGCACAACAAGCUGGAAUUGUUUGAGCAGUUGCGGAAAACCUCUUCGAACCCAGCCACCUCCGUGACCCUCAUCAUCGACGCCCUCUUGGGCUUGGCCAUCUCAUUCGAGGAAUUGCGGACAGGGGAUCAAGCGACUGUGUACGAAUUGAUUGAAUGGGCCAACCGAAACGAAGCUUUUGUGCUUGCGGUGGACGUGCCGACUGGUAUCGACCCGUCGACUGGGAAGGUCAGUAUCAUCGACGGCGGCCGACUGUACGUCAAGCCACGAUUCGUCGUCGCUAUGGGCGCACCGAAGAAAGGCCUGCUCGAAGCUAUGGCGCCAUCAGAAUCAGACCCCGCUGUCAACAACUCCACAGCAGAAGGGGCUGUUGCCGAGGACGAAGACUGGAAGCUUUUCAUUGCCGACAUGGGUCUUGGCGCAGCCGUAUGGAAGAAAGCCGGAACCAAGAUCCGGAGAGGCAUUGAUUUCGACAACAAAUGGGUGCUGCAGAUGAGAUAUCAACCGAUUCUCACGGAAGAGUAA
This is a messenger RNA of Colletotrichum karsti, 2145 nucleotides long. RefSeq names its product DFDF domain-containing protein. Gene Ontology annotation, molecular function: mRNA binding. Gene Ontology annotation, biological process: deadenylation-independent decapping of nuclear-transcribed mRNA; P-body assembly. NCBI's taxonomy places the organism in Eukaryota, Fungi, Ascomycota, Sordariomycetes, Glomerellales, Glomerellaceae. The record is from RefSeq and is a predicted model, not a curated record. The coding region runs from base 1 to 2145 and encodes 714 amino acids. The transcript is spliced from 3 exons. Gene Ontology annotation, cellular component: P-body.